Acaulospora colombiana is the source of this 2331-nucleotide messenger RNA. The record is from the annotation of a GenBank genome assembly. Lineage: Eukaryota; Fungi; Glomeromycota; Glomeromycetes; Diversisporales; Acaulosporaceae.
AUGGCUAGAGCACGAACCACCUAUUCGGCCCUCUCAAAUAUGAAGUCGGGUGAAGUUUCAGAGGAGUUUCUUGUUGGCGUGGUCAGCAUUGGAGCUUUUAUCACGUGCAUUUCCCUGGUGAUGGCGGCAGUGAUGAUCAGAAACAAGGAGAUGAGUCGUAAAAGACACGCACAAAAGGUUGUAUUGAGUGCGGCCAUCUAUGAUGAGAACGGAAUGAUCCUGGUUACAAAGAACGGUCAUUUACCAUACAAGAGGAUUACCGAUGAUCAUUUUCAAAAGAGCCUGAAAAUUGAGUUCACGCCGCACCAUCCGGUAUUCCAAUGGAUCUAUCGACUGUCGCACGAUUGGAUUAGCAUCAAAAAAUGGCUCCCGCACAUUGAAGCAAAUAUGAAAAAAAGACCGACCAACUCAUACAAAAUCACGUCGAAAUUACGUACAGGCGCCGAUGAUCGUCCUGCGGACACAUAUUCCACGCAAUUCAUGGAAAUGCUAAUCUACGGUGCCAAGACAUUGGCAGAUUCGCUGAGCAUUCCGCUCGAAGAAGCCGGAGUUUUAUUUGAUCAAAUUUUAAUUACAGGCAGUUGUUCUGAACCAUCAUCAUCCGGGUGCUCGAGUAAGAUGAAAUUUGAGUGUGGAUUGAAACAAAAGAUAAACAGAAAUACCAAGAUCAACGGUGACGGAAAUAAAUCUAACGGUGGCACCGAUAUCAGAUUCGGGAAAGGGCAGAUGUUAUUUCUCGUGAAGCAAAUAAAUUCCGCAACAAAUAAUCAUGUUUCAACGUUUGAUCACGUAUCAAUCUCGAAUCGAGUGGAAUCCGCAUUCAGUUCGAGCUCUUACUAUUUUGAUCCUCGGUGCGCAGAAAAAUUUCAAGGAUUAGGAUACAGGUUUGCCUCUCCGCGAUCAGUUGCUCCAAUAAUGGCCGAACGAAUUGGCAUUACUUCAAUGCAAAUGCAAAUUUAUUUGGAAAAAAUGUUUCAUUAUUCUACGAUCGGGCUAUCACGAAUGAUGGAGGAAAACUGUGUGUACACCGGACUAUUCGUCACCAGAAAUGGAGAAUGUGAUAGUCGCGGUUGUGAUGACGAUAGUCAUGAGGACAUAUGUGGGAGUAACAGUUCCAACAGUUUUAGCUGUGUAAAUGGCGCUAGGAAAAGCACAGGUUUGUUCCAAGAGAGUAUUGACACCCUGACAAACGAAGAGCAAAUAUUAGUCAUGGAUCACUUUCGACACCAAAUACCGAUCUCGAAAUUACCCUCAAUAAAGGACAUCGGCCAUGUCGAGAUGGAAUACAUCAAGCGUAAAUCCGGGAUCACAAUUACCGAACUUAUGCAGCAGCUUGGGCAAGCAUUCUUUUAUCCCACCGCAAACCUUGGUGAUGGUGGCAACCAAAGAAAUGCAAAUUCUGGCAAAGAAGUUAAUACCGAUAGUGCAAGAAAGAGAAUCUUUUCAAAAACCUACUUCAAUAGCCUAGUGAGAAGCGCAUCACGAAAACGUUUCUCCGUUAACAAAUCACAAAAGGACGAAUCAAGUUUUUUUGAAACCGAUUCGCAUAAUUCCUAUGAUAGCACACGUGACACCGACGGCCAAGAAUCAUCGAACGAUGAUUCACCUCCAGCCGACGAUUUCAUGAAUGAUAGUUUAUACGAAUUCCGGUAUGGCCUAACUCAAUCUUUACACCGCCUGAUUAACAUCAUCAAUGACGAUCAAUUAUACUCGAAUGCCAAGUUGGUUCCACUUGUCUUUGACAUUUCCGUUAAUGAUGGUAAUUCCAACUUGAUCCCUAACGGCUGCCCUCAGGAUGAUUCUGAUCAUUCGUCCAACAUAAUAUCAUCUUCUCCCCUAGAUAUCAAUGUCUCUUCGGUUACACUUUCACCGCUGGCCCCAAGAUUGCCGGUUCUAGGUCAAGUUUCAAAAUCCGCGAAACUGAUCGUGUUUCAUCUCAAGCUCACCCAGGAUAUCAAGCCAAGACUGUCAAGAGGCGAGGUGUGUUUCAUUCCUUUUGGUAUGUUUGAAAUUUAUCAGGAUAUUUUGUAUUACAACAACAAGCAAGAGGUGAGUAAUUGGAGAAGAACGGUAGACAAUGAAAUCGGUCAAAUAAUGAAGAAGAAGGUGAAACAAGAUAAAGUCCUUGUGCGCAAGGGUCAGAUGACUGGAGAUGAGGAUGAGAUUGAGAUGGUGGUCAUAGAUGGAGGUCAUCUCCUGACAAAUGAUAACAAGGGGGGCUUGAGUACAAGGAUUCAUGAGAAAAAGCGUUGGUAUCAUGUUGUCAUUGAGGGAUCAUAUAACAAUAUGAGCGAUGAAAAUUGGAAUAUUGGUGAACAUGAAAAUGGUUGA